Rhizopus microsporus ATCC 52813 is the source of this 1017-nucleotide messenger RNA. RefSeq lists its product as uncharacterized. Bases 1 to 1017 code for a protein of 338 amino acids. Lineage: Eukaryota; Fungi; Mucoromycota; Mucoromycetes; Mucorales; Rhizopodaceae. The transcript has 5 exons. The record is from RefSeq and is a predicted model, not a curated record. Gene Ontology annotation, molecular function: zinc ion binding.
AUGUAUCAUGGUAGAUGCUUAAAAGCGCUGAAGAAGGAUAUGGAUUCGACACACAAGGCGUACAAGUCGUUUGUCAAGUCCGCCGAAUAUUGCUAUUUGUACACCAUUGUUGUCCGUAACAAAGUGACAAACAAGGGUGUCCCUGUUUGCUAUUUCAUCACUAACAGAGAAGUAACACUUGCUCUGGUCAAGGAAAAUGCCAACGUCAAUCUCCAAAGAAUCAUGAUUGACUGUAGUGCAACCGAAAUCGAGGCUUUGAGACAGACGUUUUCUGGCCAGGUAAAAGUUGUAGGCGCUACUCACGAAUUUGUUCGGGCUAGAGAUAGCAUUCGAAUUGCUACCCAUAAGGUCUUGGAUUUCAAGGCAUUCUUUGAAGCUAGCUUCUCUGUCUUCGUUACCUAUUUCGAGAAGAUGUGGUUAGGAAGAAAGGGUCUUUGGGCUAAAGCAUGGAGAUCUGAUGCUUCUUUUCAUACUAAUAAUAUGAUAGAAUCUUAUCAUAAUCAGCUGAAAUCGUUUUACUUGAUCAGAUCACCGAACAAGUGUGUUGGCCGCGUGGUUUACACUUUGGUAAACGUUGUCCUUUGUGAUUACAGAAUAGAGCAUGUUCAAGUUAAAUUUGGUUUAAAAGUCAUGCCUUUGACAACGGAGCAAUCAAAAAGAGAGAAAAAAGCUGAUGAAAUCGAGUUGAAUGUUGCUCAGGUUAUGGUUACUAUGUCUCUUGCAAAUGACCAAGUUACCUUUUUUCGCCACUCGUUUACUGAGGAAGAUGUAGAAUACAAGGUGAAUUUGGACCGCUCUCAGGAGUUCAAUGUAGGAUGCAGCUGCCUUCACAUGCCCUACUUGUGCAAGCACAUAUUUCUUGUUUCCCGUAUGCAAGCUAUCUCGUACAGUGGCAAAUCUGUCUUCUCACGUAGACCAGCGGAGGAUGUAGACGGUCUUGGUGAUGAAGCAGUUGAUAUCAUCGAGAAUAAAGGAGGUUAUCAAGCCAUUUUGCGUGAGCAGCAAGAGCAACAAUAA